AUGCCAUCUUCAACGAAUGCAACAAAUACAAACAAUCCCACCAACCGCACCACCACCCUCCAACCACUCCGUCGUAUCGUCUCUGCAUCCUACCUCUACCCCUUCAAAGGAAUCUACUUCUUCCUCACCCACCGCGAUUUCUACCCACUCUUCGGCCGCCGUCUCAUCCCCCUAACCAUAACCUCAAUCGUCGUCCUAGGCCUCCUCUUCACCUUCACAUAUCUCCCACAAGCCGCUUUUCUGUUGAUAUUCCACGGCCCUACUGCCUGGGUCAAUGCCGCGUUCUUGGUGCUCGGCGAGGCGCAGGUGGUGAUUGCGUUGCUGUUCGAGGCUUUGUUGGUUGAUGAGACGUUGGUGGAUGUUUUUGAUGUUGGUUUUCUUCCUCUCCUCCCUUUCCAACCCCUCGCAAGUUCAAGUGCAAGCAACACUGAUCCACAACCACCUCACCCACCUCAUAUCCCCCACCCGCAUCCUCCACCUAGACACAACCCCGCUAUCCCCACCCCGCAGCCCCGUGAAUUCCCUCGGCCCCCCUACAACCUCCUGCAUCUACUCCCCCUUCUCCCUAACCCUCCUCCUCCAAUUCAUCAUCCUCCUCCCCUAAACCUCAUCCCCAUCAUCGGGACCCCCGCCUUCAUCAUCCUCACAGGCGCCAAAGCUGGUCCCCUACACCACUACCGGUAUUUCAAGCUUCUGGGAUUGAACAAGAAGGAGCGAAAGGCGGAGGUUCGGCGCAGGAGGUUGCGGUAUACUUGGUUUGGCAGUGUGGCGUUGGUGUUGCAGUUGGUGCCGGUGUUGUCCAUGUUUUUUCUGCUUACGACGGCUUGUGGGUCUGCGCUUUGGGUUGUGGAGUUGGAGGGGAGGAAGAGGGAGAGCGAGAGGAUGGGCGGGGAAGUGCGAGUAGGGGACCACCCGGACGAAAUUGGGGAUGAAGAGGUGCCACCACCGCCUUAUACCGAUGAUCCUGUCUAG
Messenger RNA from Lachnellula hyalina, 972 nucleotides. RefSeq lists its product as uncharacterized. The transcript has 2 exons. Bases 1 to 972 code for a protein of 323 amino acids. The record is from RefSeq and is a predicted model, not a curated record. NCBI's taxonomy places the organism in Eukaryota, Fungi, Ascomycota, Leotiomycetes, Helotiales, Lachnaceae. Gene Ontology annotation, cellular component: lipid droplet; prospore membrane; ascospore wall.